UGGACAUAUGAACACUUCCUGGGCUGUGUAUUAUUCACAGUAAAAUAAUUCAUAUCUUUUUGUUUCAGGCUUUACAAAAUGUCUGAAGAAGUUGACUAUGAUACAAUCAUUGAAGAACUUAAAAGCAUACCAACAAAAAAUGUAUCAGAAAAUACAACCAAGCAGUACCAACAAGAGAUCAGGAUGACCUACUUAAUUACAUAUUCUAUUGUCCUCAUCCUUGGCGUCACCCUCAACUUCAUCGUCAUUGUCAUCAGCUGCCUGAAAAAAAAGGAUUCUCCAAAGGUUGCCACUUGGAUUAUGGCGUUGGCUUUAACACACUUAGUCUCCAGUAUAUCUAUUGUUUUUCAGCUCCUAUAUGCUUACUAUAACUUCAAAUGGAAUUACGGAAGUGCAAGCUGCAAGCUGUCAUCCUAUAUCAGCUACGGCAGUAUGUUCUCCACGGCAGUCAUGCUGAGUCUCUGGAGCAUUAGUUCUACUUUUUCAAAAGUCGAGUGCAUGAAAAAGUGCAAGAAUUGUAACAUGAUUCUCAUUUCAUUUUCCUGGACCAUUUCAGCAAUCUUGGCAUGUCCUUCGCUGUUGUCCAGAGAGGUCCGAAAUGAUCAGUGCAUUGAUGAUUAUGACUUGGAUAAAACAAAAACAACUCAAGAUGGCAUUACAAGGCUGAAGGCUGUUGUUGUCAUGCGAUUUCUCAUCGGACUUCUCGUGCCAGCUUUGAUAAUAUUUCUAAGCUCUUUGACAUCAGCUCAUAGAAACUGUCAAGACUGUAAGAAACAGGCACGGAUAAUCUGUGCUAUAAAGAUUGCCUACUUUGUGUUCUGUGGCCCUCAAAUCUUCAUGACCAUGCUUCAAGCCACUCUAAAUGACAGCUUGGGUCCAAAUAUGUUGAAAUAUGGACUUCCAGCAGUUACUGCACUGGCCAUAGCCCACUGUUUUACCAACCCACUCAUCUAUCUGUCAUUGGGAUGCAGCAUUAAAAUGAAUUGGAUGGCGCAUGACCCAGAUCAUGUAAUGGAGGAUUAUCAGGGGAUCAUGUUGCAAAUGAGACAGAAGGUCUGUCUGUGUGGAGGUUUUCAUAAGUGAAUUGGAGAAUGAGAGUGAGAGUUUCCCCUAUGAUGGACUGGUCAUCCGUCCAGUGUUUCCUCCGCCCAUGCCCUGGGAGAUGCUGGGAUAGGCUCCAGCAUCCCUGCGACCCAACAGAGGAUGAGUAAGAAUGGAUUGAUGACCCAGAUCACAACAAUGAACAGCACAUCCACAAAAAUGCAUGGUAGUAAUUUCUGUAUGCAAACUGAAAAGUCCAAACUCUCAAAAACUAAGAGUAUUCUGAAUAUUGGUCCUGUUUGGUCCAGUUUCAUGCUUUGCUUCAAGUUAUAUACUGCUUUAGUUGAAAAACUGCAUCACAUGUAUACAUUUACCAAACUCAUAACCUUCACAUUGCUAGAAUAAGCAUUGCUACAGAAACACUAUUAACCCACCAUAUAUAACCUGCUGUAUAAGAAUAUCAGCCUCAUAUAGAGGACCAUUUGAAGCCAUUUUUUAUUGAUGGUAUGUCGUAAUAUUGUUGCUGUUUUGUCUUAAUACCAUAAUGUUUCCUUUAUUAUAACAAUAUCAACCUUAUAUAGAGGACCAACUGUAGCCAUUUUUUUUAUUUAUGGUGUGUCGUUAUAUUUUUUCUGUUUUGUCAUAAUACUAUAAUGUUUCAUUUAUUAUAAAUUUAAGAAUGUGUAAGUAUAUGUUUUAGGUCUAUAUAUGGUUACAUACAGAUUAAUAUAUUUUCAUAUGUUAUUUUUUUACAAACACUACAACCAGGAAUUAUGAUCAUAUUAGCCCAGUUCUGUCAGUACUGCACUGCCUCCCUGUUAAACAUUGUACAUUUUAAAAUCCCGCUGAUUACUUUACAAGCCCUGAAAGGUCUUAUCUCAUUACAGUCCUUCAUGUCUGCUGCAAUCUCAAAAAUCUGGCCAUUUGAUAACACCUAGAAUAUAAAAAUCAACUCUGAGUAGUAGAUCCUUUUCCUAUUUCUGGAAAAGUCUUCCUAGCACUGUUUGGGAGGCAGACACACUGUUAGUUUAAAUCUAGAUUAAAGACCCAUAUUUAUAAUCUGAUAUACACAAAACACUAUCACGUUUCUAUCAUUCAAAUCCAUUAAAGGACAGUUAGGCUGCAUUAAUUAGGUCAACCGGAACCGUGAAUACUUCCCAUGACACCGAUGUACUUGUUACAUUGUAAGAAGAAUGGCAUCUAUGCUAAUAUUAGUCUGUCUGUUUCAUUCUUAUUCCGAGAUCACCACAGUCACCUGGAUUUGACUGUUUACUAUUGUCCUCUUUUUAGAGCUGGUUUACAACAGAACUGUAUUUUGUUCACAUCAUUGAAACAUUAUUUUCCUGUUUAACUCUGUAAAACUGUUUUGACAGGAUCUGUAAUCUGUAAAGCACUAUAUAAAUUAAGGUGAUUUGACCUGACUAAUGACAAAGAGAGAAAAA
Cyprinus carpio (common carp) is the source of this 2483-nucleotide messenger RNA. Its product is annotated as chemokine-like receptor 1. Gene Ontology annotation, molecular function: complement receptor activity; G protein-coupled receptor activity. NCBI's taxonomy places the organism in Eukaryota, Metazoa, Chordata, Actinopteri, Cypriniformes, Cyprinidae. The record is from RefSeq and is a predicted model, not a curated record. The transcript has a single exon. Gene Ontology annotation, cellular component: plasma membrane. Gene Ontology annotation, biological process: positive regulation of cytosolic calcium ion concentration; chemotaxis; regulation of calcium-mediated signaling. The coding region runs from base 79 to 1083 and encodes 334 amino acids.